UGGUAGCAGAAGUACAAUAACCCCAAUUCUGUACUGGUGCGCAACAUAAUAUGACUGGUUGAUGCUUUAAAAGGGGUAAAUAAUAUGAGGCACAUACUUUCAAUUCGAUAAGACUCUAGGGAGGGCCUUUGGGCUGUGAGCUAAAACCUCUGAACUAAAGAAUACCAAUCCAGAGGACUGGAGAAAACAGCAAACCAAACCGAAAUGGUUGCGGCGAUGUUCUACAACGAGGUGUUGCCCUUUGUGGCUUUGGUACUCAUGGAAUGCAUUAAUGUAGGGCUAAACACGCUGUUCAAAGCCGCCACAAACCAAGGCAUGAGCAACUACGUCUUCAUCGUCUACGCUUAUGCCGUCGCCGCUAUCUGUCUCCUCCCCUCUCCCUUCUUCUCCACCAGGUCUAUAUACACUUUAUAGCGUGCAAAAAACACUUCUAUGUAUAUUGUAUAUAAUUAGACAGCAACAAUACUACGUCUGGUUUGGAUGAUGCAGAUCAAAAGUGCUUCCUCCGCUGAACUGCUCCAUCACCUUUAAGAUUCUCAUGCUUGGCAUCAUAGGAUGCGCAUCACAGAUCAUGGGGUAUGCAGGAAUCAGCCUCAGCUCUCCAACUCUAGCUUCUGCCAUCAGCAACCUUGUCCCUGCCUUCACAUUUAUUCUUGCUCUUUUUUUCAGGAUGGAGACUCUAGUGUUUAGAAGCACAACUAGCAGGGCCAAAGUGGCAGGCACAAUAGUGUCGGUCACGGGAGCUUUUGUAGUGACUCUCUAUAAGGGACCUAGAAUCGCAUUUACUACUUCUCCGUCUACCACUUCAAAUGCCCUUCGGUUUCUGGGAUCAGUGCAAUCCAACUGGAUGUUGGGCGGACUUUUUCUUACAGCAGAGUAUCUUUUGGUCCCAAUGUGGUACAUAGUCCAGACACAAAUCAUGAAGGUAUACCCAGCAGAACUAACUGUUGUAUUCUUCUACAACUUAAUUGUGAGCGUACUUGCUGCAAUCGUGGGGGCUUUCAUGGUACCAGACCUGAAUCAAUGGAAGAUUAGACUGGAUAUCUCUCUAGUCUCUAUCAUCUGCUCUGGCAUCUUUGGGUCAUUUGUGAACAAUACCAUCCACACAUGGGCAAUAAGAGUAAAGGGACCGGUUUACGUAGCAAUGUUCAAGCCACUGUCAAUUGCUAUAGCCGUGGCCAUGGGAGUUGUCAUCUUGGGUGACACUCUCUACCUGGGAAGCAUUAUUGGAUCAGCAAUCAUAGCUGUUGGAUUCUAU
Cuscuta europaea is the source of this 1258-nucleotide messenger RNA. The record is from the annotation of a GenBank genome assembly. NCBI's taxonomy places the organism in Eukaryota, Viridiplantae, Streptophyta, Magnoliopsida, Solanales, Convolvulaceae.